AGUACAUACAGUAUCAGUCUCAGAGUGGUACAAUGACACUGUCAGAAGGUUGAAGUUCAUGCUGAACAACUAUACCAGCUUGAGGGAAGUCUCUGGAACAAGCAUUUUUAAGACUGGAAAAGAGCCAUGAUGAACUCCAACAAGAUGACCAUCAACUUGGCUCUCUUUGGCAUGACUCAAAGUGGAAAAAGUUCUGCGGGAAACAUUCUCCUGGGAAGCACUGACUUCCACAGCAGCUUUGCUCCAUGCUCUGUGACCAAAGACUGCAGUCUGGGCCGUAGCUGUCACCUCCACAGCUUCAUGCGUCGAGGGGGGCAAGAGGUGACUCUGCAGGUCCAGGUGCUGGACACGCCAGGUUACCCGCACAGCAGGCUGAGCAAGAAGCACGUGAGACAGGAGGUCAGGGAGGCCCUGGUGCAUCACUUUGGGCAGGAGGGUCUGCACCUUGCACUGCUGGUCCAGAGAGCAGACGUGCCUCUUUGCGCACAGGAGGAAUCUUCCCCAGUCCAAAUGAUCCAGGAACUUCUGGGCCAUGCUUGGAUGAAUUACACUGCCAUUCUUUUCACCCAUGCAGAAAAAAUAGAAGAGGCUGGGUUCAAUGAAGAUGAAUACUUACGUGAUGCCUCUGAUACAUUGCUAACGCUACUAAAUUCUAUUCAGGGUAGGUAUAUUUUCCAGUAUAGAAAAGGAAACUCGCUUAGUGAACAAAGACUAAAAAUCUUAGAAAGAAUAAUAGAAUUUGUAAAAGAAAAUUGUUACCAAGUACUUACCUUUAAGUAAGAUUUAGGUGAAAGGAAAAGGGCUUUGCGUUUUAGAGUCAGCCACCUGCAUUCCAAUGUGCCUUUGUGAGCAUGAAUGUGGACCAUCAGAAUUUCCAUAUGUUGCCAGUAAGCAUGUACAUUGAUAUAACCACUUUGGAACACUGUUUAGCAAUUAAAAAUAAGAUUCCUAAGGUAAACCCUAUGACACAAUAAUUAUCUAUGUCCAAAAGAAAUGUAUACAUCUGUGCCCUAAAAGACAUGCAUGUACAAGGAUGUUCAUAGCAGUACUACCUAUAAUAGCUAAAAACUGGAAAUUACCCAAAUGUCCACUAAUGGCAGAGUGGAUAAACAGACUGGGGUAUAUUCACACUAUGAAAUAUUAUGCAGUAAGGAGAAUGAGCAAACUAAACUGCAUGUAACAAGAUCAAUGAAUUAUCCAAACGUAAUGUUAAAGAAAAAAGCCACACAUGAGAGUAUAUACUCUAUGAUUCGAUUUGUAUAAAUUUCAGAGUCAAAACUAAUGUAAAUUAAACUAUUUUGAUGUGAGAAUCACAAGGAAGUCGUCACCCUUGUGGGGAGGAGGUGGGAGAGUGAGUGAAAGCAAGCACUGGGGUGGCUUCUGAGAUUGCAGUAAUGUUCUGUUUCUUGACCUGAAAGCUGGCUGCACAGAGUGUCCCUACUGUGAAAAUCCAACAACAAACACUUCUGACUUAUGAAUUGUAUACUACAUAUGCUAUACUUGAAUAAAAGAGAUGUAUAACAAUACAAAUUUUCAAAACU
This is a messenger RNA of Dama dama (fallow deer), 1541 nucleotides long. It is a transcript of the gene GIMD1, whose product is annotated as GIMAP family P-loop NTPase domain containing 1. Lineage: Eukaryota; Metazoa; Chordata; Mammalia; Artiodactyla; Cervidae. The record is from RefSeq and is a predicted model, not a curated record. The transcript has 3 exons. Gene Ontology annotation, molecular function: GTP binding. Bases 127 to 780 code for a protein of 217 amino acids.